This is a messenger RNA of Phragmites australis (common reed), 1623 nucleotides long. RefSeq lists its product as uncharacterized. Bases 376 to 1515 code for a protein of 379 amino acids. The record is from RefSeq and is a predicted model, not a curated record. The transcript is spliced from 6 exons. Lineage: Eukaryota; Viridiplantae; Streptophyta; Magnoliopsida; Poales; Poaceae.
CUGACACGAACCGUAUGCGUCGCGUCGCACGGGAACCGGACAGAACCGGUCGAACCGCCCCCCGAGCCCGAAGUAGGGUUUCGGUUCCCCAUCUCGACCCACGCCCGCCGCCGCCGCCACCUGUUACAGCUCGUCGCCGGUGAGGUCUCCUCCCACCGAAUUGCAGUCUUCCCUUGUCGAGAGGCGCCGCCGCCGCCUCCCUCCUCCUCGUCCCCUCCCUGAACUCGGCUGGUGCUGGACCGGUGCGGCGCAGAGGGGAAUACUUGGGUCGAUUUCUUCUUCCUUCUUCUCUUGCUCGCGAGAUCGAUUCACAAGGCGCGGGCGCAGCUUAGUUUCCGAAAAUUUUGGGGGGUUUGGUUCAACUGAGGAACCUCCAUGGCGGACGUGAAGCCCGCCCCUGCCUCCGGCGGCAAGGCGGCUAGCGACUCUUCCGCUCCUUCCCCAGCCCCUGCUCCUGCGGUCUCCAACGGCAAUGGGACGCCUCAGAAGCAGCCUACUCCUAUUCCCGCCGCCGCCUUCGAUAUGCCCAAGCCGAACCUCCGCGGCCUCAACAAGCCCAAGUGCAUCCAGUGCGGCAACGUCGCCCGCUCCCGGUGCCCGUUCCAGUGCUGCAAGAGCUGCUGCUACAAAGCCCAGAAUCCUUGCCACAUUCAUGUUCUGAAACAGAACAACACAUUGCCAGAUAAGCCAUCACCUUCUACUGCUCCUGUGUCAGAACAGCCAUCUACCAAUUCACCUUCAACUGGUUCUUCAUCGAGGCUGGCUUCCUUGCAAAAGCUUCCCCACCAUUUCCUGAAUUCUCUCCGAACAAAGAAGUCACUCACCAAAAAGGAUGUUGCAAGCGUAAACAAGUGGAGGUUUAUGAAGCUAAAGGAACAUAUGCAAGGAGAUAUUGAUGCUGAAAAUGAAGCCUAUGAGAGGUAUGCACUGAAUGUUGGGUUACUGGAGGAAACAUUCUGUCCCACAGAAGAUGAUGCCGUUGAACCUGAAGCUGAGGCAACUUCUUCAGAAGAAAGGAUGGACAUAUUGGUUUCUGAGGCAAAGGUGAGGUUGAAGUCGGAUAAAGAAAUUGCAGAUAGCUUUAAGGAGAGGGUUGCCACUAUCUUGGACGAGAAGCUGAAGAAACUGUUAGAGAGUCAGAGUGCCUCUGAGGAUCACAACCCCUCUGAUCAAAAUCUAGAUGAUCAUACAAAGCCGGUGAAGCUAACCACAAAGCAGAAAAUGGAGAGAACUGCAAGAAUGAACGAGCUGCUUGGUAAGCUGACAAGAGCGAGGAGCGAGGACGAUUUGAAACCUUGUCGUGAUAUUAUUGCGCAGCUGUUUGGAAAUGAGAAUGGUUCCUCAAUGGACGAGUCAAACAGAAUCGAGCUUUCGCCAAGUGCCCAAGAAUCAACUGCAGCAGCUGCGCCGUUUUAUUCCUUCCCAAAGUUGUGGACUAGGAUGGAGGUUGAUGAGAACUUCUCCGCAAAGGUCGACGAUGAGUUCUCUUCUUUGAGUCAGGUUGCGCAGCUAUGAAUCUGAAAUCUGGGCUGAUUCAUAUGCCACUAUUCAGUAGGGAAUGCUACCACUGAGCUUCUUUGAUGUGUACUAACUCGACAAUGUAUUUCAUUGAUGUGCACUUUA